Nerophis ophidion (straightnose pipefish) is the source of this 8689-nucleotide messenger RNA. It is a transcript of the gene pgap6, whose product is annotated as post-glycosylphosphatidylinositol attachment to proteins 6. Lineage: Eukaryota; Metazoa; Chordata; Actinopteri; Syngnathiformes; Syngnathidae. The transcript has 13 exons. Gene Ontology annotation, cellular component: plasma membrane. The record is from RefSeq and is a predicted model, not a curated record. The coding region runs from base 214 to 2517 and encodes 767 amino acids.
UCAUGACACUUUGCCAAGGUUUUAUUUCGUUUUGACAUCGAUGCAAAAACGUACGUAUAGAAAUAAAGUCUGUAACUUCACCUAAGCGAACACUAUGACGUCACGUAAAACGUGAGGUAAUGAAGUAGUGACGUCACCCACGCGGAAGCCGGGAAAGCGCUGGUGUUUCCGGGUGCCGAAUCUGCCGAUGACAACACUUGACACGACGGAAACAUGAGGAUUUAUUUCCCCGGUUGCCUGCUUUUAUUCGCCUUUUCAACGACGGCGUUUGAAGACGGUGGGGAGGUGACGUUCGUAUCGGAGUUCUCGUCCAAGCCUAAUCAGAAGUUGUCCAAGUACGGUUGGUAUGGUAAUGUCAGGUUGCAGAGUUUUCACAUACCUGAGGAGACUGCCAUAGCCCGCUGGCUCUUCACCGUAACCAAGGACCAAAGAUUUUACUGCCGCCCGAGUGACGUCUCCAUCUAUAUUAGGCAUGGCGCCCCUCCCGUAAUAAACCCGACUGGCACUCUGUUUCCCAACGCAACGCUGUGGAGUCGUCCUCUCGUGGUGAACCUCUCAGUGGCCGCCGCGCAGAACUCCACAACAUUCAACUUGUCCAACCCUGCGCCCGGGGACUGGUUUGUCGCUGCCCACCUGCCAGAAGACGACGGGCGCAUUGAGCAGAAGGGCUUUCCAUCUUGCACCUAUAUGUUCCAACCUCAGCUGUCAAUCAGGAGGGCAGCUGACACACCCAUACUACAACAGGGACAGUCGCUUCGACAGACGGCUACCCCGGACAGCCCAGCACGCCUCAAGUUGUAUGUACCACAGUUUGCCUCCUCGGUCUCUGUGUCUUUGGAUGAGUGUGCGUCAAAAGAGGGCACGGGAAGUGCAAACUGUUCACUGGUCCUCAGCCUGGGCUCAAAUUCUCUGCUGGAGGUCCCAGUUAGAGUGAACUGUUCGGGGAGGAGCUGCUCCUCUUCUCUCACCAACCCACCCUGGGACACCUGGUUACGAGUUGUGGUGGAGAGUGUUCAGGACAACCAGACUGCGAUCUUCAACAUCACGUCGGACUACACUGUGGAGUGUAAGCCAGAAAGCGUGGGUCUUGCAGCCGAUGAUGACUUCAUCAAUGCUGGCAGUAACACCAACUCCUCAGUAGCAGCCAACAGCUCUGCGGGGACAGAGUCCACAAGGGAAUUUCUGCUAUCGCCGCGAUCCGCCUGUGUAAACCGCAUCCCAGUGCGCCAGGAGGAAACCGACAUUCUGUCUCUCAGAUUCACCCCAGCUCACGGACCCAAUGUCAGCGUCACCACCAGGCAGCCAACACUCCUUAUGUACCCGCUGCCCGAAACAGCCACGGGCGGCACGCUCAACUUGCAGCUCACACUGAACACCACGAACACAACGUUGGGGAACAGCAGUAAUGUGGUGGCCUGCCUCUCACUCCACACGCCGGUUCUUAAGCUCAACCACUCUCAACCAUGCCGCACAGCUCUGUUUGGAGGGUAUGGCGUUAUUGUGAACGUGAGCUCUCCCAAAGCCAUGGUCCGUCUGUCUUUCCCCCAGUCAACAACAUGGUACCUCACUCUGCAGCUCACAUGCAACAGCACUGACUGCGAGAAUGUGUCCGCGGUGACCGUGGUCCCGGAGGUUUUUAUCAGCGCCUGCGUGGAUGACUGCGGCACGUAUGGUGAAUGUCGACUACUGAGGUCCUACACCUACCUGUACGCCUCCUGUUCGUGCAAGGCCGGUUGGAAGGGUUGGGGCUGCACCGACGGCUCCACAGCUCUGUCGUUCCGCUUCCAGCUCUUGGCCACCCUGCUGCUCACGCUCAGUAACUUCUUCUUCGUCCCGGCAAUCGUGGUGGCCGUCAAACGUUUGUACAUCACCGAGGCGGCCGUCUACCUCUUCACGGCCUUCUUUUCUACGUUUUACCAUGCCUGUGACCAGCCAGGUGAAGCCGAGUGGUGCAUCAUGCGCUACGACACCCUCCAAUACUGUGACUUCCUGGGGUCCAUCUGUUCCAUCUGGGUCACCAUCCUGUGCAUGGCUCGUGUCAGGAACACCAUGAAAUGUACCCUGUUCAUGCUCGGGGCUUUGCUGAUCGCCAUGUCGCUGCAGCUUGACCGUAGGGGCCUGUGGAACCUGGUUGCCCCCAUCCUCUGUGCCUUACUCUUCAUGGUGGCUGUUUGGACGUACCAAGGGGUGCAGCGCCGCCAUUGCUACCCCCCCUCCUGGCAGAGAUGGGUCUUCUACAUCCUCCCGGGCCUGCUCUGCGCCGUCUUGGGCCUGUCCUUGUACGUAUUCGCCGAGACGGAGGAGAACUACUACUACACCCACUCGCUGUGGCACAUCCUGGUGGCCACCUGCGUGGUCUUCCUGCUGCCCCCCGCCGACAAGAACCGGGAGGCAGGCGGCUGGUCCAAAGGCUGGAGGCCCCAUUGGAAUUGGGACUGGAGCUGGGUCCGGACGACCCAGGUCUGCGGACACACGCUGUGGCCGAGCAGCAAAGCUGAGUUCUACACUGUCACGUAAACACUCGUCACACUCGCCCGCUGCCUUUUUUUUUAAUAAGCUCACGGUGGAGUUUAAACACGCAACUUUGUAAACCUUAAAUACCUCCGACAACCAUCGAUUCAGGUCGCCUGACCUUGGACCUCACGGCCUGUACAUGUGUACUGUACAUGCUUUAUGAAGCGCUUUAAUACGCGUUUAGUUGGAGUUGAAUGUUGUAAAUCAGGGGUGUCAAACGUGCAGGUUUUAUCCGACCCGCGGGACGAGUCAACAUUUUUGAAUGAAACAAAUUGCUGUUCUAAAUGUGUCCACUGGAUGUCGCAAUAUCAAUUCUUUGUAGAUUAGAAUAAAAUGGGAUUUUAUUGUCAUAUUUGCAUAUAACGAGAUUAAGGACUCCAAUUUAAAGGCCUACUGCAACCCACUACUACCCACCACGCAGUCUGAUAGUUUAUAUAUCAAUGAUGAAAUAUUAACAUUGCAACACAUGCCAAUACGGCCGCUUUAGUUUACUAAAUUGCAAUUUUAAAUUUCCCGCGAAGUGUUUUGAAAACGUCGGGGAAUGAUGACGUGUACGCGUGACGUCACGGACUGCGCACAAACGCAGCUAAAAGUCGUCUGCUUUAACGGCAUAAUUAAAAUGUCACACCUAUGGAUCAUGUUUUGAUUUUGGACAUUCAGUCACGUUAUUCACUUCCUGGUUUUGUUUGUUUCCAUGCCAACUCAUUAGUUUUCACCUGUCACGUCCCUGUUCUCAGCCUCACACCUGUUUUCACUAAUCAUAACUAUUUACGUCACUCUUUUUCUUGUCUUCGUCCUGGGAUCUUCACACUCGCACACACGCUACCCAUGCUGCAACCUUCUUCACGCCCUCGUUUAUCUACUUCAUGCCUUGCUCCGCUGUUCAUUUUGAUCCACGUAAGUUUUGUAUUUAUGCCACAGUGCACUCUUUUGUUUCAUGUCUUUAGUCUUGCCAUCGCGCUGUUUAAGUUAAUCGUUAAAUUGUAUUUCAUGCCAUUGAGCAAGUGUUUUUGUUUUCCCUGUUUUGUAUAUAUUAUAUAAUUAAAACAUGUACUCACGUCCACGCCUCGGUCGUGCUGAUUCUCAUCUGCGUCGAAGAAACAAUUCAUGUCCAAGCCAAGUUAUGACAUACACAGUAUUUUGGACAUUUGUGUUGCGGAAUCUUUUGCAAUUUGUUCAAUUAAUAAUGAAGUCAAAAUAGAAAGAUGGAGUUGGGAAGCUUUAGCCUUUAGCCACACAAACACACGGUGAUUCCUUGUUUAAAAUUCCCGGAAGUGAAACUUUACGAUGGAUCAGAGCGGUCAAGCGAACAUGGAUCCCGACCAAAUGUCAACCAGCAGUUUCCGGUGAGAAAAUUGUGGUAAAAAGUCGCCACUUACCGGAGAUCAGCUGAGCUUGUGCCGUCGACUUCCAUCAGACACUGGCGUCAAGACACCCGUGGAUACCUAUCAGGUACUAUUAAACCCACUAAAACACUAGCAACACAAUAGAAAGAUAAGGGAUUUCCCAGAAUUAUCCUAGUAAAUGUGUCUAAAAACAUCUGAAUCCGUCCCAAUGCAAUCGCUUUUUUUUAAACUUUUUUUUUUCUAGUCCGUCGCUAUCAAUAUCCUCAAACACAAAUCUUUCAUACUCGCUCAAAUUAAUGGGGAAAUUGUCGUUUUCUCGGUCCGAAUAGCUCUUUUUGUUGGAGGCUCCCAUUAAAAACAAUGUGAGGAGCCAUCGACAUGUGACGUCAUCGUCUGCGACUUCCGGUAAAGGCAGGGCUUUUCUGUUAGCGCCCAAAAGUUGCGAACUUUAUCGUGGAUGUUCUCUACUAAAUCCUUUCAGCAAAAGUAUGGCAAUAUCGAGAAAUGAUCAAGUAUGACACAUAGAAUGGACCUGCUAUGCCCGUUUAAAUAAGAAAAUCUCAUUUCAGUAGGCCUUUAAGGUCCGAGCUUACAUCACACUCAAAUUUUUACUGCAUACCUUUGGUAAGUGCCGGAGUGAGAAGAGGUUUUCAAAUAAUUAGCGCAUGCUUACUUUUACCUCAUGCCUUUCCAGAACAAAAAUGUUAAAAUAAAUUCAUUUGACUUUGAAAUAAGAUUUAAAUUUGAUUCUACAGAUUUUUUAGAUUUGCCAGAAUAAUAUUUUUGAAUUUUAAUCAUAAGUUUGAAGAAAUAUUUCCCAAAUAUUCUUUGUCGAAAAAACAGAAGCAAAAAUGAAGAAUUAAAUUAAAAUGUAUUAUUUUUCCCUUAGCACCGAAAGUUGCAAAUUUUAUCGUGGAUGUUCUCUACUAAAUCCUUUCAGCAAAAAUAUGGCAAUAUCGAGAACUGAUCAAGUAUGACACAUAGAAUGGAAUGGACCUGCUAUCCCCGUUUAAAUAAGAAAAUCUCAUUUCAGUAGGCCUUUAAGGUCCGAGCUUACAUCACACUCAAAUUUUUACUGCAUGCCUUUGGUAAGUGCCGGAGUGAGAAGAGGUUUUCAAAUAAUUAGCGCAUGCUUACUUUUACCUCAUGCCUUUCCAGAACAAAAAUGUUAAAAUAAAUUCAUUUGACUUUGAAAUAAGAUUUAAAUUUGAUUCUACAGGUUUUUUAGAUUUGCCAGAGUAAUAUUUUGGAAUUUUAAUCAUAAGUUUGAAGAAAUAUUUCACAAAUAUUCUUAGUUGAAAAAACAGAAGCAAAAACGAAGAAUUAAAUUAAAAUGUAUUUAUUAUUUUUCCCUUAGCACCAAAAGUUGCGAACUUUAUCGUGGAUGUUCUCUACUAAAUCCUUUCAGCAAAAAUAUGGCAAUAUCGAGAAAUGAUCAAGUAUGACAUAGAAUGGACCUGCUAUGCCCGUUCAAGAAAAUCUCAUUUCAGUAGGCCUUUAAGGUGCGGUAGUGGGAAAAAAUAUGGGGUAAAAAUAAAUAACACGAGGUAAUAAAGGAAAAACUAACAAUUAAAAUAGACUACUUUCUAGUAAAAAUAAUGAGCAAUCUUGUACAAUAUACAAACAACUAUAGAAAUACAAAAUACUAUACAGUAUACAGAACAAGACAAGAGUACGGAAGUAAUAAAUAACAGUCAGUGUCGGAUGUAUUGCACUCGAAGGGUAGUAUUGCACAGUAGGGUAUUAGGGUAUGCUAUACGGUCUUUUUUAUUAUCAUUUUUUUUAUUAAAUCAACAUAAAAAUACACAAGAUACACUUUCCAUUAGUGCAUCAACCCCCCAAAGAAAACCCCUACCUCCCCCAUUCACACUCAUCCACACCCACUCAAUUUUUUUUCAUCUGACGGAAGAACUUUCCUCCAGAAGGUCUUAUCUUUUGUCCAUGAGGCCGUUAAUCCCAGGAACACCAUACCUACCGCCGAGCAUGGUGGUGGUAGCAUUAUGCCCCGGGUCUGUUUUGCUACCAAUGGAACUGGUGGACAAUGAAAAGGGAGGAUUACCUCCAAAUUCUUCAGGACAACCUGAAAUCGUCAGCCAGGAGGUUGGGUCUUGGGCACACGUCAAAAAUGGUAAAGGAAUGGCUAAAUCAGGCUAAAAUUAAGUUUUUUAAAACGACUUAAACGUGUGGACAAUGCUGAAGAAACAAGUCCAUGUCAGAAAAAACAACUCAUUUAGCUGAACUGCUCCAAUUUUGUCAAGAGGAAUGGUCAAAAACUCCACCAGAAGCUUGUGGAUGGCUACCAAAAGCGCCUUAUUUCAUUGAAACUUGCCAAGGGACAUGUAAGCAAAUAUUAACUUUGCUGUAUGUAUACUUUUGACCCAGCAGAUUUACUCACAUUUUCAGUAGACCCAUAAUAAAUUCAUAAAAGGAAUGUUUUUUGUGACCAACAAAAAUCACUCCAUCACAAAAAAAAAAAUAAGAAUUGUAGAAAUCAUUGGAAACUCAAGACAGCCAUGACAUUAUGUUCUUUACAAGUGUAUGUAAACUUUUGACCGCGACUUUAUAUGUAAAAAAUGAAUAAACCACAAGAUGUCCGUGCACCAGUCGAGGAAAAUGAGCAGUCUCCAUAAAUAACAUCCUGUAAUUUGAUUUUGAUAUUUUUUUUAUCUUGAUAGAUGGACUAAUGAACAUUAUCACAUCAUUUAUUCAGGAAGUAUAAAUAAUAACGACUAUUAACCGCAACAUGUAAGUGUUAAAAAAACAUUAUGAUUUGUACAUUUUCAACAUGUGCUCGUUCUAUUUUUAAACAAAGAAAACAGUCUGAAGUUGUCUAUUUUUAAGUUAUCGUGCCGUGAUUUCUCUAUGUAGCCCCCCCGGUCUAAAAUGAGUUUGACACCCCUGCUCUAAAUAUUUAUAAAGCAUGGUUGUGAGGUCUACCAGCUUGUUGAUAAUGAUCGCUUUAUCCAAUUCCUACUAAAAAUUCAUUUUAGCAAACUUUUUCACACGUAUGUCGUCAUGUUCCUGCUGCACUCGAUUAUUCCGUGUUUCCUGUUGAUCUCUUUUUAAAGCACUUUAUGUGAUUUCCUUGUAUAAAUGUCAACAUAAAGAAUGUACAUUUAAGUGUGCCUCACCUUUUUUUGAACUGUUUUGUCUAUUGCCAUAUUUUCCGGACUAAAAGCAGCCACUUUUUUUCCACCCCCAACGCUUUAACCCUGCGGCUUAUAAAACGGCGCAGCUAAUUUAUGGAUUUUUCUCCACUAACGGCCAUAAAGUUUUGUGUUCAUCAAAUAGUUUUCAUAACAGGGACUGAUUGUCUGUGCUAUGGCGCCAUCUUUUGGACGUGUUUGUUUACUGCAUGUGCUGCGAGUUGAAGGUCUCCAACAGGGGCGCCCAAGCUUUUGCCUCCAAGGGCCAAAAUGAAAAUGUGCUAAUGGUUCGCGGGUCAAACAGCGAUAUUUUAGCACCAAGAGUGAGAAAUUUAGCCACAUAUGAAUAUAAAGUAGUAGAUAUUGUCAGGUUUAAUAAAUGGCAACUGUAAAAAAAUUUUUUUUAUGGAUUUUAGGGUGAAAAACUGUCAGCUCAAUCACCAGAUUUUUUUCUGUGAAAUUUAUGGGUGUUUACACUAAAUUACUUUAAAUUGAAAGACCACUGAUGUUUUUACAUUAAAAUUCUGGUGACUGAACUGCCAGUUUUUUUUUUGGGCGUAAAAUCUAUGGCAUUUUUUUUUUUACAGUGCAUUACAAUAAAGUGAAAAUCUGUAUUUUUAAAAUUAUUUUUACUGUAUAUUUUUCGCGACCGAGUUUUUUUUCAGAAAAUUAGUUAGUUUUUUCUCACAGCGCAUUACUAUAAUUAUAAUUAUAAAUUGUAAUGAUAAAUUGUUAUAAUUAAAUUAAUUAAUUAAUAUAAUUAAAUUAAUUAAUAUAAUUAAAUUAUAAUAAUUAUAAAAUGGAAAACUGCACCACUGUUAUUUUUACUGCAAAAUUCUGCUGACUGAGUUCCUACUUACUUAAUUACUAUAAAUAGGAAAAUGGUACCAAUAAUGAUUUUAUGGUCAAUUUCGCCAACUAGCUACCAGGUUUUUACCAUAAAAGCUACUGACUAUUUUAAUUGUGUAGCUUGAAAUAGGUCAGUAUGAAUAUCUAAUAAAUUUGGUAGUCACCCUUUGCCAGACCAAAUUGCGUCAUUCCCAGGUCUACAGUAUUUCUUUCCGCCAUGAACCGGAAGUACAAAUUCUGUUUUGUCUUGGAGUCAUCCAUAGCGUAUUUACUCGUACGGAUUCUUCAUACAUCACUCUGAACAACGUUUUUAAGUUUAAUAAUAUACCUGAAACAAUCCAUACUUACCGGUACUAAAUCGUCAUGUGUGAUGGUAUUGUUUUCAUGCAUAUUUGUACGUGCUAUCGUUAUUGGUUGUUAGCAUUUGCUAAUAUGCUAACAUGUUUUGCAAGUGUCCUGUGUUUGUGUUAUUGUUUCAGUUCCGUAAAUUCACCAAAACCUCGCCGAUUCGCUUCCGCAGCUAGCGGGUCCAUGAUGAUGGCUUCUGUUUUGUUCCGUCUGCCGUUUUACUGCCGCGUUACAGGCACAAAUUAAGGUAUGUAAAAACCUUUUACUAAAUUUUUCACAACCUAAAUAUCUGCGUCUGGUCUGGUGCGAUUAUAAUUUGGAAAAAUAGCAAAAUUAGUAGGCGGGGCUUAUACACUGGUGCGCUCUAUAGUCCGGAAAAUAGUUAUCUUCAUUGUUCUGCCUUGAAAUGUCGAAUUCUUAUUUAAAGGGAUGUGAUUGGUUCCUUUUGGAUGUACAAAACAAAAAUGAAUCUUUUGUCAACAGUAA